GCGGGAGCUGCGCUGGCCAGGGGUUCCGGCUGUAUUUCUGUGAGCGCAGCCGGCAGCCGCGGAGCUGCGGGAAUCGGACUCCGGGCUAGCUGCACCGCUGGAGUCAACGAGCGCAGCUUUUAGGUUAAUUUGAAUACAAGAUCAGAUCUGACUGGCCCAAGUGUUCAACUCGUCAAGGAAAAUCCACAUUCUCCAUUCGUGAGAGGAAUAACAACAUAGAGCAAGAUGAAUGCCAUGCUGGAGACCCCCGAGCUCCCCGCCGUGUUUGACGGGGUGAAGCUGGCUGCCGUAGCUGCUGUUCUCUACGUCAUCGUGCGGUGUUUGAACCUGAAGAGUCCCACUGCCCCUCCUGACCUCUACUUCCAGGACUCCGGGCUCUCACGCUUCCUGCUCAAAUCCUGUCCUCUUCUGACCAAAGAAUACAUCCCACCACUGAUCUGGGGGAAAAGUGGACAUAUCCAAACAGCCUUGUACGGGAAGAUGGGAAGGGUGAGGUCACCACACCCCUACGGGCACCGCAAGUUCAUCACCAUGUCAGACGGAGCCACUUCUACAUUCGAUCUCUUCGAGCCCUUGGCGGAGCACUGUGUUGGAGAUGACGUCACCAUGGUCAUCUGUCCUGGAAUUGCCAAUCACAGCGAGAAGCAGUAUAUCCGAACCUUUGUUGACUAUGCCCAGAAAAAUGGGUACCGGUGCGCAGUGCUAAACCACCUGGGAGCCCUACCCAACAUUGAGCUGACCUCCCCACGCAUGUUCACCUAUGGCUGCACGUGGGAAUUUGGAGCCAUGGUGAACUACAUCAAGAAGACAUAUCCCCAGACCCAGCUGGUCGUCGUGGGCUUCAGCCUGGGCGGUAACAUCGUGUGCAAAUACCUGGGGGAGACACAGGCAAACCAGGAGAAGGUCCUGUGCUGUGUCAGCGUGUGCCAGGGGUACAGCGCGCUGAGGGCCCAGGAGACCUUCAUGCAGUGGGACCAGUGCCGCCGGUUCUACAACUUCCUCAUGGCCGACAACAUGAAGAAGAUCAUCCUGUCCCACAGACAAGCUCUCUUUGGAGACCAUGUUAAGAAACCCCAGAGCCUGGAGGACACGGACUUGAGCCGGCUCUACACAGCAACAUCCCUGAUGCAGAUUGAUGACAAUGUGAUGAGAAAGUUCCACGGCUAUAACUCCCUGAAGGAAUACUAUGAGGAAGAAAGCUGCAUGAGAUACCUGCACAGGAUAUACGUGCCUCUUAUGCUGGUUAAUGCCGCUGACGACCCCUUGGUGCACGAAAGCCUUCUGACCAUUCCAAAGUCUCUCUCAGAGAAACGGGAGAACGUCAUGUUUGUGCUGCCUCUGCAUGGGGGCCACCUGGGCUUCUUCGAGGGCUCCGUGCUGUUCCCUGAGCCACUGACAUGGAUGGAUAAGCUGGUGGUGGAGUAUGCCAACGCCAUUUGCCAGUGGGAAAGGAAUAAGUCCCAGUGCUCAGACACGGAGCAGAUGGAGGCCGAGUUCGAAUGAGGCCUUCGGACUCUGGCGUGCUCCUGCAGCCCUCCUCUGGAACCCGCGGCUGUUUCAGGUCUCCCAUAUCCCUCAGUGACCUGGAUCUGACCUCAUACCAUCAGUGGCCCCCCCCCCCCCCCCAUCAUGCAACCUGUCUUAAGUAGGCGGCUCUUCCUGGGAGCUCCAGGCUAUUUUUGUGCUUAGUUACGGGUUUUCUCCGUUGCGUUGUUAGCCAUGGUGACAAGUUACAAGAUUCUCACCCUUCUGUCCAGCUUCAGAGUCUGAUUGCUUUCACGCCAGUUGUAUCUAGUUUUCCUAUUAAGGACCGCAUCUGAGCUGCGGUUUUGCUUUGCCAAUCAAAAGGCCUCUCUUUGAGAACCAUGAAGGAUGUAUGUCACUUGGUGAUGGUUGUAUGUGCCCUCAUAGAGUCCCCAACAGGAAGUCAGCAUCUCUCACCAAUGCUGAAGAAAGGACUUAGCUUUGGAAGUUUGAGAGCCUGGUGCCUCCUGGGCCUGAAUUUUGCCACUGAAACAAAAGAAAUUUCUUGAGUCUAAAGCCAGUUCCUUCUCACCGUCUUCCUGAGACACUUUCCUCCCGCCUUGCUGCUGCUGCUGAGAGUUGCGUGGGGCACUUGUCUAAAAAUUCAGCCUCUCCAAUCCCUCCCCUCGGAGAGGCUGAUUCGGUGGACUUGGGGAGGGGUCUGGGGAUUUUAAUUUUUGACAAGUGCCCCAGGGAAUUCUCAUCACCCAGCAAACUGAGGGAAACCCCAUACUGUAAUACAGCCCCUUUAAAUUAGGAACAUCUUGGUGGCUCAUUUAAUUGACACUCAUAAGCCACAGUGUCUCUUUGCUCCCAGAGACCUCCGAAGCGCACUGUCUGUUGUAUGACUCCCUUUGUGUGAUCUCAGUGCUGUGUCCCUAAAAGGGAGAGGACAUUUGGGUUGAGCCUUAGCUCUGCUUCUUCCCAGAUGUGUGACCCUGGAUAAAUCCCUUUGGACUUGACUCUCUUCCCCUAUUAAAUGGGGAACUUGGACCAGGUAGAUUGCUGAGAUGACCACCCUUUCUAAAGUCCAGCAACAAACUCGGUAUACUGAGGUUUGAGUGAACCUCCCUCUGGGGGAGCCUGGGAGCAAAUGACAGGGCUCGCAAUCUUUCUCCUUUCCCCAUUUCACAUAAAGAGAUUUAGAGUCUUAACCACUCACUUGUAAUUUUAGGUUUUCAUCCCAGGUCCAUGUCACUUUGGGUUUUGAUACCAAACAACUCAAAAGUUGGAUCUGAGUUUGGAGAAAUGUAUUUCCAGCUGAGAGGGCAGGGUAUUCUUUUGAAGUCCGCAUGUGGUUCAGUAGCCUCUGUGUGUUGUCUAUUGGGUGAGGCUUCCCAAGCUGUCUGCUCGAGUGGGCGCGACACUCUGGGGUUCAAGUCCUCUUCUCUUAUCCUUGUGGCACUUGAAUCCCUGAGAACCUUCACUUUGAAAAAUCUGCAGUUGCUCUCUGGAAUUAAAUGGACCUGUGGAUGAAUUGCCUGGAUACUGUUAAAAAACAUAUAUUUUUUUUCUCUGCUUCAUCUUCUUUGGCUCCAGGACUGAAUGAAAUACAGUACUGGGUCUGUGUGGAUAUUUAUGGAGCCACCUGUACCCCCGAAUGCCAGUCCUCAGGGCUGCAGGUGCAAUAGAGACUGUGACAGGAAUGUCUGUAAACUGCAGAGCUGCUCCCUGACAAUCACUAGGUCACCCAUAACAUCCUGAAUGGACAUUCUCCCAGAACACUGAGAUGUCUGAGGUCCCCAGUUUCCUUUGCUCUUCACGCUCCACAAACUCUGUCACCGUGUCCCGCCAAUGGUUGUCAUUUUUCUGUUGCUUUUUUUUUUUUUUAUGUUCCCUUGGCACAGAUUGGCACUUUAUCAUCCAUCCCUCAAUUUGGAAGCUAACUCCUCUCUGUCAGUUUUCUCUCCGCCCAACUGCAGCUGUUAGGAAACUCACAGAGUUCCUGCUGCUGCCUUUAUCCCUUAAGACUUGGAAAGAAAGCCAUAAGGGAAUAGAGUUGUCGCCAUCCCUAGUAAGGGGCUCCCUCCAUUUGCCUGAGGUUCUCUCUUUCCAAGUCCUGACUAAGCAGUAGCUUGGGUACCACCUACUCCACAGAAAAGUCGCCCUGUUGCCACACCCAGGAAGAUGUGGGGGACUGUCCUGGGAGCCUGAUCUUUGCAGCAGGCCUGGAGGCCCACCAAAGAGAGGCAGAGCUGGGGCGCAACACACCACUGGAAGUCCAGCCCCUAGGACUGGGGGAGGGGACUUGUGCCAGCUGCAGCCGCCAGUGUGUGGCUCUGAAUGGCACUGGCGUUCCAUUUUGCUUCUCGUGAAAUCAACUGGAGCUCUUUAUUCCAGCUCCGGGCCCUCAGGCAUGGAAAUGAGACCGUGGCCAUGGCAGUCUGACAGGAGAAUUCUUGUUGGCUCCUGAAUGAGAGCACAGAAGCAUGAAUGUGGAGGUGGCAGCUUGCCUAAUGAAUGAGGGGACAGCCCUUUAUGCAGGUCAGCCCCUCUCCUUCCUCUGCCGUUCCCUUGCUUUCUUUCCAAAGUCAUCCACUUCUAAUGAUGAUGUGAAUUGCCCGCUGGCUCUCAAGGACUGACUUGAACCAAAGGCUGAAGUUGUGGAGAACAUUUGAAUAUUCUGUCUUAAAAAUCAAGAAUGUAAGUUAUAGAGAACUAGACAAGUCUAUGGCAGGAAUCGCAUUAAAACCCAAGUGCGGAAGGCACCGCAUUACCCUAGUUAUGAUCCCUCCCUCCCAAAUAAUUGGAGGACAUUGUCUUCGGUCAAAUUAGCUUGGAAAAAAAUAAAUGAUCAAGACCGUGUAGUUAGCAGGGAGGUUCCCAGGCUUGAGAACCUGUUUUUACUGCGAUGGCUUUGCAUCGUCCACCCCUAAGCAGAAGGGCGACGGGAAGUUUGCCAUACUGUCCGUAUUCUUUUCAUUUCUGUGGCGUCUCACAGUUACAGGGGACCUUAGGAGCUCCUGAGAUGUUCCCGAAAGGGAGGUCUUCCUUCGUUCGCAUGGCAUUCCAUUACCAGGGUCAGGAAGCCUGUCUUCUCGUCCCCAGUGGCUCUGACUCAUGUUGCAUCAUCUCUAAAACUGCUUCGUCCACUUCCGGAUCAUUUGCUCAGUCGCUGCUAACCAUUGUCUGAAGCUGCGGGUAGAAACAGGUGACUCGCGACCCCUAAGCUCUUCUCUCCAAGGGGCGUGCCCAUUCAGCUUUUCCUAGUUAGGACCCUGGACAGAGUCCAAAGCCAUCUUAGCCUCUCUUCCUGUCUUCCUCGCCAUUCUGAGGGUGGUCCUGUGACCGUGACAGGCAAAGCACGGACAAUUGCUAGAACUCCUUCCUGUGCAGGCUGAUUCUGAACCCAGGCUGCCCUCAGCUGAGCCUUCUGGGUAGCUGAGCUGAGGCUGGCAUCCGGAUGAGAGCUCUCUUUGUAAGUGGCUGACUUGAGGUAGAGUUUGCCAGCUCUGGGGACACAAGCACGUGUGUUCUUGUUUGUGUUUGCCCCGGAAGCAGGUGCUGGAGAUGGGGGAGGCUUCUCUUUUCCCAUGGCCUUGAUUCUGACUUUGAGUGACAGUUUGGACAGAAGAAGAAAUUGGAAAAACAAACAAACAAAGUGGAGUUGGAAGGUCCUGGGUUUCCUCAGGAAAGUUGUUAGGGAGCAUGUCACUUGGGCGUCCGGUCACAGUCUCACCUGGAACUGUUUUCCUUACCCAGAAAGCCUUAACUUGCCUCUAGAAAAUCCCCUGGUAUGACAACACUGUGGUGGAAGAAUUCAAACUCUUUUGCUUUGAAAGUUUGAAGCCAAGCCACAGUCAACCAGAGAAUUUCCUCAGGUGGCCCGGAGGCUCCUGUGAUGCCCCCCCCCCACCUCUCACCCCCACCAACACGAGCGGUCAGGAACCGCCCCUCCACCUGUCUUCUUUGCCUUACUCUUCUCAAAACCACUUUGGAUCACUCGGAUGCUCGGCAUUGAGAUGGCAAGCGGUUGGGGGCCAGGCUUCUUCCACCUGGUAUCUAAACAAAGGACUGUGUCCCCUCCUCGUAAACCAGGACUGUUUGUCCUGCACUGUAGCUACAGCUCAGGACGCAGGAGCAGGCCUCUGCUGGCUAAGGAACCAGAACGGCACCCAGAGCAAAGGCUGCCCCGCCGGCCUGUCUCUGCUGCCCCCAGGUGCUUUGCGACAGCCCGGCAUCCUCUGGUCGUGGUCCUCAGAAGCAGGCCACACAGUCCGGCUUGCCAAAAGUCCCCAGACAUCCAGAACCUAGACCGCUGUCCCUUUUGGAAGAGUUGUCCUCUGUUUUCCAACUGUGUUCCUAGCUUGUGUGCAGGUAGAGCUUUCACCGAUGCCUAAUAAAGAAGUUGAAAUUAAUUUCUAAUUGGUAGAUUAAGUCUGACACCCUGAGUCUCGUGAAAAUUCUCAGCCUCUAACUAGACUCCUGUCAGCAAAAUCCAUAACCUUCUGUCUCCCCACUUCUGGUCCCCUUUAGCCAAGUAAUCUUCUAUUGCCAUAAACUGGGGACAGACAGGCCACUUCUGACACCUGCAGAAGUUCCCUCAGUCUAAGUGGGCAUUCUGCCCCCAGACCACACCCACAGAGCAGUCAACGUCGCCUAAAACAAUUGCCAACCUCCUUGGUCCCCAAGGCCAAUCACUGCUCUCUCAGGCUGCUCCCAUGAGGGAACCCAGUUCCUGGCGGAGGAGCUAGGCUCACUUUGGUCUCCAUUUUGGCCCCUUUAGUUUCCCUAAAGCACAAGUUGGUGUAGGAUGCUGUCACCUCCCCAUCCCCACCCCCGUUGUUCCAGGUGACCUGGGUCUCUCCCACAGCCUCAGGCAGACCUUCACUGUACCUGAGUUACUUUCCCCACUGCUGCGGCCUUAGUGACCCAGGGCGGAGCGGGGGAGGAGGCCAGUUCGCCUCCCUCCAUCCCCCCCCCAACUCCAACCAACCACAGUCUUACGUUGGCAGAACUGCUUCCAGAUUGAUUUUUGAGAACCAUCACUUUCACAUUCCUGAUUCUCGCUCAUUUCGUUUUGUUCUCUCUGGGUUUUACGGAACUCCAGAUGCUGCCCUGGAAAUACCGUAUUUUGGAGUCCAUGCUCUGAAAGCCCCUGCCUAUGCUGCUGCGUCUUUCGACUCCCCCAGCAUCAGGCGUUUCGGACUUGCACUUAGCAAUGCAACUUUUUCUAAAUACGAGGAUAUUUACCUUUAUUAAGAAAUUAUACUAAGCGACGGCGUCCUUGAUUGUUUUAUGUUCUCACGUUACUUUUGAUUCUACUUUGAUUCCGUGUGGUGGUGGACAACAAAGAUCAUUACAAACAAAAACUGUAAUUUUGUUAUCUUUGAUUCAAUGGAAUUUCUUUACUUAAAAUAAAGAGUAAAAAGUGUC
Messenger RNA from Chionomys nivalis (European snow vole), 6900 nucleotides. It is a transcript of the gene Abhd2, whose product is annotated as abhydrolase domain containing 2, acylglycerol lipase. Gene Ontology annotation, molecular function: acetylesterase activity; monoacylglycerol lipase activity. Gene Ontology annotation, cellular component: sperm plasma membrane; sperm flagellum. Gene Ontology annotation, biological process: medium-chain fatty acid biosynthetic process; acylglycerol catabolic process; medium-chain fatty acid catabolic process. Bases 226 to 1503 code for a protein of 425 amino acids. The transcript has 11 exons. The record is from RefSeq and is a predicted model, not a curated record. NCBI's taxonomy places the organism in Eukaryota, Metazoa, Chordata, Mammalia, Rodentia, Cricetidae.